Caenorhabditis bovis is the source of this 1509-nucleotide messenger RNA. The record is from the annotation of a GenBank genome assembly. Lineage: Eukaryota; Metazoa; Nematoda; Chromadorea; Rhabditida; Rhabditidae.
AUGCGAGCAGCACGCCUUCUCACCGGAAUCACCUCUCAACGGUCCAUUCAAACAUCUAGAAUCAUGGCGAGCGGAAAGACCCUCACUAUCGAUAACAUCAAUCCAAAUGUGAUCACCAUGCAGUAUGCGGUCCGUGGUCCAAUCGUCAUCAGAGCCGUUGAAUUGGAGAAGGAGCUCGCCAAGGGAGCUCAGAAGCCAUUCCCAAAUGUCAUCAAGGCUAACAUUGGUGACGCUCAUGCUAUGGGUCAAAAACCGAUUACAUACAUUCGUCAGUUCCUUUCGUGUGUCGCCAAUCCGGCACUUUUGGAAGACAAGAGCAUGCCGAGUGAUGUUGUUCAGAAGGCCAAAGAAUUCCUUGCCAACUGCGGUGGACACUCUGCUGGAGCUUACAGUCAAAGUACCGGAGUCGAUAUUGUUCGCAAGCACGUUGCUGAGUAUAUUCAAAGACGUGACGGAGGCAUCCCAUCCAACUAUGAGAACAUCUGUCUUUCUGGUGGAGCCUCGGAGUCGAUUCGCAAUGUUCUUAAGUUGUUCAUCAACAAAAACAGCACGAGAAAGGUCGGAGUCAUGAUCCCAAUUCCACAGUAUCCAUUGUAUUCGGCCACCAUUGAGGAGUUCGGACUGGGACAGGUUGGGUAUUAUUUGAAUGAGUCGAGCAACUGGUCUUUGGAUGAAGCUGAGCUCGAGAGAUCGUUGGCUGAACAUAGCAAGAAGUACGACAUUCGUGUUCUCUGCGUUAUUAACCCAGGAAAUCCAACAGGACAGGUUCUUUCCCGCGACAAUAUUGAGACCAUUGUCAUGUUCGCUCAUAAGCAUAAGCUUUUCUUGCUUGCUGAUGAAGUCUACCAGGAUAACGUCUAUGCGCAAGGGUCAGCAUUCCACUCGUUCAAGAAGGUUGUUUCGGAAAUGGGAGAGCCUUACAACAAGAUUGAGCUCGCUUCAUUCCACUCGGUGUCGAAGGGAUACAUGGGUGAAUGUGGAAUGCGCGGAGGAUACGUUGAAUUCAUGAAUCUCGACCCUGAAGUUUAUGUUAUGUUCAAGAAGAUGAUCUCGGCAAAACUUUGUUCCACUGUUCUUGGACAGGCAGUUAUCGACACUGUUGUCAACCCACCAAAAGAAGGAGAACCAUCUUAUGAGCUCUGGAAGAAGGAGAAGGACGCCGUUUUGGCUUCGCUUAAAGAACGCGCCACCCUCGUCGAGAAGGCUUACAGCAGCAUCGAGGGAAUCAGCUGCAACCCGGUGCAAGGUGCCAUGUACGCUUUCCCGUGCGUCGAGAUUCCAGCCAAGGCUGUUGAAAAGGCCAGAUCCAUCAACCAAGAGCCCGACUUCUUCUACGCUAUGCAACUUUUGGAGAAAACUGGAGUUUGCAUCGUGCCAGGAAGCGGAUUCGGACAAAAGGAUGGAACUUAUCAUUUCAGAACCACAAUCCUGCCGCAAUCGGAGUUGUUCAAGGACAUGCUGAACCGAUUUACCAAGUUCCACAACGAGUUCCUUGCUGAAUACAAGUAG